AUGUCAGGCGACAAGCAACAACUGCUCGAUAUGGGCUUUGAGCAAGCUCGUGUAGAGUGGGCCUUGAAAGUGACAAAGAACGCCGGCUUACAGCCUGCGAUGGACCAUCUUUUGGGCAAUGCUGAGAAGCCAAUACCCGAAGCUCAAUCCGAGAUCCCCGAAGACGAAGACGAAGAGGGGUUGAAAGCUCAUAUCGCCAAAGUAGGGGGAGGUGAAGAACUGGUCGCUAGGUCUAUCAAAUGUUCGGAAUGUGGGAAAGUAUUCAGAUCAGAAGCAUCAGCUUCAUUCCACGCUGAGAAAUCCGGACAUCAACAAUUCGAAGAAUCUACCGAAGAAAUAAAGCCGUUAACGGAAGAAGAAAAGAAAGCCAAAUUGACGGAGUUAAGAGAAAAGUUGGCUAUCAAACGUGCUGCACAGGAGAAAGAAGAUCAAAAGUCUAAUAAAGCCAACGAAGCUCUACGACGGAAAGCUGGACAGGACGUUAAUCGGAUUCGGGAAGAUUUAGAGUUGAAAGAAGCUCAAAAGCUUGCGGCACGGAAAAAGAGAGAGAAGGUUGAAGAAGCUAAAGCACGUGCGGCGAUAAAGGCACAAAUUGAACUGGAUAAAAAAGCGAGAGAAGAAAAGGCAGCGAGGGAGAAGGCUUUGAGGGAAGGGAACGCACCUAAAGAAGCGGAACCAGUGGUAGCUGUAAAACCUAGUGCGGCUAUCAAGAGUAGUGAUAAUCCAGAGACUAGACUUCAAGUACGAUUAUCAGUUGGAGGACCUCCAUUGACCAAAACGUUUCCCUCGGACAAUACCCUCAUAGACGUAGCCGAAUGGGUCGCCUCGGAGAAUCUGGCAUACAACGUCGAUACCGUCACCUUCGCUACGACCUUUCCCCGAAAGACGUACUCAAGAGAAGAGAUGAAGAAGACGUUGAAGGAGAAUGGUUUGACACCUUCUGCAGUUUUACUGGCUACCUAG
This is a messenger RNA of Tremella mesenterica DSM 1558, 963 nucleotides long. RefSeq lists its product as uncharacterized. Bases 1 to 963 code for a protein of 320 amino acids. NCBI's taxonomy places the organism in Eukaryota, Fungi, Basidiomycota, Tremellomycetes, Tremellales, Tremellaceae. Gene Ontology annotation, molecular function: protein binding. The record is from RefSeq and is a predicted model, not a curated record. The transcript has 11 exons.